Scleropages formosus (Asian bonytongue) is the source of this 879-nucleotide messenger RNA. RefSeq names its product stathmin-like 4 (gene stmn4). Gene Ontology annotation, cellular component: neuron projection; cytoplasm. Gene Ontology annotation, molecular function: tubulin binding. Lineage: Eukaryota; Metazoa; Chordata; Actinopteri; Osteoglossiformes; Osteoglossidae. The transcript is spliced from 6 exons. Gene Ontology annotation, biological process: microtubule depolymerization; neuron projection development; regulation of microtubule polymerization or depolymerization. The record is from RefSeq and is a predicted model, not a curated record. Bases 136 to 702 code for a protein of 188 amino acids.
GCUCUGUAUCUGAGCAGCAACAGACAGAGAGGGAGAGCUAGAGAGAAGAGCUAAGGACCACGAGUGACACAUAGGAGGGGUCUAAGCGGCACAUCAGAAGAUUUUCCGUACCAUACGUGUGAAGAGAGUGUCAGAAUGACCCUUACAGCGUACAAGCAAAAGAUGAAGGAGCUCCCCCUGAUGUCCAUCCUUUGCUCCUGCCUGCGCUCAGAGGCCCUGGACAAGCCCACAUACAAGGCUGAAGAUGCUGUAGACCUCAGCUGGUGCGUUAUUAAGGACGUGGAAGUCAUCGAGUUGAAUAAGCGAGCAUCUGGUCAGGCCUUUGAGGUUAUUCUCAAGCCCCCUUCCUUUGACGGUAUCCCUGAGUUCAACACCUCCAUGCCUCAUCGCAGGGACCCUUCCCUAGAGGAGAUCCAAAAAAAGCUGGAGGCUGCAGAGGAGAGGAGAAAGUGCCAGGAGGCUGAACUGCUGAAGCACCUUGCUGAGAAGAGGGAGCAUGAGCGCGAGGUCAUACAAAAAGCCAUCGAGGAGAACAACAACUUCAUCAAGAUGGCUAAGGUGAAGCUGGAGCAAAAGAUGGAGGCCAACAAAGAGAAUCGAGAGGCCCUCCUGGCAGCCAUGUUAGAACGCCUCCAGGAGAAGGAUAAGCAUGCAGAGGAAGUGAGGAAAAACAAGGAGCUGAAGGAGGAAGCCUGUCGGUAGAGAGCGAACAGCAUGGAACUGGUUUUCGCUAGCUCAGGAAGGGCAAUGACAAGGGGGAAAAACCAGAGUGAAGAGGAGAAAAAUCAACCCAUGGGGUUAUCGGGGGAGGGUUUCUUUGACAACGAUUUAAAAUAAACUCUUGAGCGAUUCAUACCGAAAAACAUUGUAUUGAAAAAA